Messenger RNA from Colletotrichum scovillei, 3324 nucleotides. Its product is annotated as glycosyltransferase family 2. The transcript is spliced from 3 exons. NCBI's taxonomy places the organism in Eukaryota, Fungi, Ascomycota, Sordariomycetes, Glomerellales, Glomerellaceae. The coding region runs from base 624 to 2582 and encodes 652 amino acids. The record is from RefSeq and is a predicted model, not a curated record. Gene Ontology annotation, cellular component: cell periphery; cell septum. Gene Ontology annotation, molecular function: chitin synthase activity.
CGCCAUGCCAGAUGUGUGUGUAUGGAUAUCGUUCGGCCAAGCCCAGGAACUGCAACCAGUCAAUAGUCCGUAUUUGCGAGACAUGAUCGCACGUCGUUCCCGCCAGAAAGCAAGUCCAGUCAGUUGAUGGGCAGCAUGGCGGUCCAUGCCCUACCCCGGCCGAGCUGCCGCCACUCUAUCCAAGCCUGAGAAGAGACCUUUGAUUCCGACCCAGACAGCUGGUCGGAUCAACCGCCUCGUGAGGCUAGCCCCGAAUGUCGAGUCCAGGUCCGGCGUGCUGAUGUUACCCUCUUUUACCCCAUGCCGGCCCUCUUUUUCUCUUUUGACCGUCUUCUCUCGCAGGAAUAAAGAUUCAUCCUCCACUUCUCACUUUUCACUCUCUUUCCUCCCCAUCGGUAGGAAACUUUGCUCUGUUGCCUCCGGCAGUCAUCACAUUCGUUUUGUUGUUGGCCCGACUCCCUCCCAGGAUCUUGAUUAGAUCCCUGACCCUCCGCCCCUUCAAACAUCCAGUCUCUCGCUCCUCAUUGUGUGCGCUUGAUCCUCCCUCUCUUGUCGUUGUCGAGGUCUUUGGUUGGAAUCUUUCAACCUUCACUUCCAAUUUACACAAUCUCAAGCCAGCCACCAUGGCUCACCGUCCCGCACCGCCACCUCCUCCCAUGGCGGAGAGCAGCCGCCCUCCCCUGUCUCCUCUCUCAGGAGCUACAACACCGGCUCGCAGCCAGCGAAGUCUCUCUAUUCCGAGGCCAUUUGGAUCUCGAAUCCAGUCACAGGGCUCUUCUGUCGUUGGCUUCACCACAGAAGACCUCCCCUUCGGCGUCCGCACACCCGGCUCCUUCGGCCACCGCUCAUGGCAGUCUCGUGGCGGCGAGUCUGCUGCCUCCUUCGUGUCCUCCGUCCAGACUGAAGAGGCGAAGCUGAGAUGGGACUCUGACUCGGAGCUGAAGCUUGUGUCCAAGUCUCUCUUGCGGUUCCAGAAAUGGUGUCUGCUCAUCGGCUUGCUGUGUAUCAAUGCGGCCCUUAUCUACGUAUCAUUCACGUACCACGUCGCCCACUACUUCUUCAUGGUGCUUCUCAGCUCCAACACCGUCCUCCAGUUCAUAAUGAUCGUCUUUAUUCUGGGUCACUUCAUCUUCAAGGGUAUCUUCUUCUGCUUCCGCCGGAAAGAGAAGGUGCCAGAGACCCCUGAGAGAAUGGUCAUGCUUCUGCCAUGCUACAACGAGACGUUUCAGGAGCUUACUCGAUCUCUGGACUCUUUGGUCGCGCAGAAGAACAUUGACGACCACCCGCGCAUGAUCUUCAUUGUGGUCGACGGCAACGUCAAGGGCGCUGGUAUGGAGAAGACCACGCAGGAGUACCUUCUCGAGGACAUCCUGGAGCCCGGCCCAACGCGCUUCUUCGAGAACGGCUACCGCGCUCGAGACGGCCUUUUCAUGCCGACCAAGAUCCAGACUGGUUACUACAAGGGCAUUCCGUAUGUCUUUGUUGGCAAGCGUUACAACCAGGGCAAGCGUGACAGCUUGUGCUUUGCCCGUUCGUUCUUGUACCAUUUCCACAAGCGCUCCACCAACAUCAUGACCAUGUUCAGCAAUGAGCUGUUUGAGCAUCUGGGCAACGCGUUCGUCUCUCAGGGCCUUGAUAAUGUCGAAUACCUCGUUGGUAUGGACGCCGAUACUGUGUUCGACGAGUUCUGUAUCUGGGAGAUGUUGAGAGAAAUCCGCAAGAACCCCAAGCUCGUUGGUGUCUGUGGUCACGUCUGUGUCGACUAUGACGGCAAGAACUGGGGUCUCUGGUCGCUGUACCAGUCGGUCGAGUACUCCCAGACCCAAGGUCUCCGUCGCAUGUUCCAAUCCCGCAUCACCGGAAAGGUCAACUGUCUCCCCGGCUGUUGUCAGCUGAUCAAGAUUGACGAGGCCACUUUCGGCGACGAGGUCCUCCGCCAGCGGUUCGGAUACUGCCCCAAGCCCAACGAUCUCAUGACGCAGCACAUCAUGGGCAACUACUCGGAGGACUCGAUCCACGCCAGCAUCAUCUUCUCGCUCUUCCCCCAGCGCCAGACCGCCCAGGCCCUGCGCGCCAAGGCCUUCACCAUUGUGCCGCAAGACUGGAAGGUCUUCCUGUCCCAGCGCAAGCGUUGGGCGCUCGGUUCAAUCUCCAACGAGUUCGUCAUGAUCUUCCGCCCCGGCAUCAUCCCCAUCGAGCGUCUUCAAUCCAUCAUUGCCGUCAUGACCUGGUUCAUCACACCCUUCAUCAUGGCCGCCGUCAUCGCUUUGAUUAUCAUUCUCUGCCGUCGUGGUGAUGAGUUGGUGAGGGAUCCGGUCUUCAUGUCGCUGUUCGCCCUGCUCUUGUUCCGAUACAUCUACUCCUUCUGCAUCGGUUUCUGGCUACCGAGAAACAUGCUCGAGCGCAUGCAAUACUUUGUCGGCUACUUCUUCCACCUGUGCACGUCGCCCUUCCUCAACAUGAUCAUCUUGGGGUACUCCCUCGUCUACUCGGACGACUUCAAAUGGGGUAAGACCCGCGAGGUCAUCAAGGGAGGCGACGACGAGAAGAUGGACGCUGAGGGCGGUCGUGGCACUCUUUAAGAGCCUUGCGCAAAACAAUCCACAUUGCUGGAUGAUGCGCGCUGGCACUAAGGGAGUCACUAUUGUCCUGGCGUCGCGGCAUCCCACACACCAAGACCGAAUCGGGCGUUUCUCAGCUGACUACUUUUUGCUUGUUUUCUUCCUCUUCACACACAUUUCUUACUGUUGAAUCAUUCAUGUGGCGUUUUUACCUUGCUUGAGGCUGAAAAAUAUGGGAACAUUAGACUCGUCCAAGUCAGACGAAUGGGAAAGCGUGAAGAACAUGGGAAGGACCAUGAUUGGAGGGAAAUCGGAGAAAAAAGUUGAUAUCGCAUCAUCAUAUCUACAUAGCAUCUACACUCUUUUGGGAAAAGGACACACAAUUGAGGCGGGCUGAAUAUGGGGGAGGAAGCGAAGGAAUUCGGGGAUUGGUUCACUUCAUCUUUGCACACAUGCACAGCACACACGGUACCGCCACCAUCAUCAUCACAUACCUCGAAAAGAGCUGGAAAGUUCGUACAUAUCGAAGACCUUAUUGUACAGAUGGGCGCGGGUGGAAAGGGAGAGGGGAUGAUGAUGAGGGGCUGAGCUCUGGCUGGACCUUGAUCGUUUCGAUUCUUCACAACUCGCUAUACUUUCGUCGCCCGGGGAAUUCCCUGAACGACAGUUGUUUUUGGCAACGAUUUUAUUUCUUUAUUUUUAAUGUAAUGUUUAGGUCUGGUGGCUACAUGAAAUGACUUAUGAAGCAUAGAUACCUUUCCCA